AUGGGGCCGAAAAACCGCAAACCCCGCGCCAAAGCUCCUGUUACUGAUACUACUGUUACUGCCGCUGCGUCUGAUACUACUACUAUUGCUACUACUGCGCCUAAUGCUGCUACUAACGCCGACACUAAUGCUAUUACGGACGCGGGUACGGGUGAGGGUGUGAGUACGGGUGUGAGUACGCGUGCGGGUGCCAAUGCUUCAAAUCGAGGACCUAAAGCAAAGGCAAAGCCCAAGGCCGGUCAGUACCAUCAUAUCAUACCCCGGUUCAUCCUCCGAAAAUUCAUUAUUGAAGGACACAAAAAUCCUGAGGCCAACAGACGGGGGAAAAGUGCUGCCCCCGGGCUCACCGACCCCAUCAACUGCUAUCAUGUUUCCAGUGGCACCUUCUCGAUCUCCUCUCUCAACAAUAGCUAUGGUGUCACAGACCUCUACAUCAAUAUCAAGAAUCCUGAUAACGCUUACGAGGUCGAAAAGAAACUCUCUGUUCUCGAAUCCCAUGCCGCACAAGCAAUUGGUCUUCUUCUCAAGACUGUUGAGUCUCGUCCGCCUGGAGACUUUCCCUCGGAGGAGCCGCAAUACUUUAGAAUAAAGCGUAAAUUCCUCAACUACCUAAGGAAGUUCAUGUUUAUCAUGUACUUCCGUAAUGAUGGGUUCGGGGCCCAACAUUUCAACGAACAUCAUCCGGACAAUUCAGGCGGGGCCGCGUGGAUCCGCGCAUUCAGACAAAAGAAUAAUCUCGAGCCUUCGGAAAUGUGGCUGCAUGUGCUUGAGCACUACCUCGAUACCCCGCACGUCGAGCUGGUUAAACAGGGCCAGAAAGCCAACGAUCAGCUUGACUCCGGCGGCCGGGCUGGUUCUCGCCGCGGUAUUGACCCUAAUAUUCAAGAUGCGGAGAUGAUCCAGUACUGGGGUGAAGCAAACAAUUUUUUUCUUGCGGUCUGGGAAGCCGCUGACUGCGAAGAAUUUAUCAUCAGCAAUAAUUCGUUCGGACUAUGGGAGUCGGUGAGCUUGGGGGAUAAAAUGUACCAGCUUCACCGAUUCUAUGUCAUUUCCCCCAGAAUUGCAAUUGUUCUAUGUUUUGUUCGGCUACGUCCAGACAUACCACCAAUACCAGAGUUUGAAUUGAUGUAUAGAGAGAGUAUAUUUUGGGGUGCGCCGCAUAGGAGCCCAAGGGUUUCUAAGGAUGGCCAGAUUGUGGGACGCGAGGUGGGGGUGGCAGGAAGUUAUGAGGAGGAUAUCAUGGAAUAUGAGAUUGUGAAGCUCUCAACAGAGUUCACACAUCGUGUCAAUGCAGUAAUCAUGGGGAAUGCUAGAAUAGACACUGGAACAAUCACUUUCCGUACCCCGGCAGCGAUGCUGAGGACGCUAGAAGCUUACUCCAGGAAUAUGGGUUAUGAUAACCAGAAAUUAUACGAACCAUUGGUUGAGCAACUCCUUAAGAUGACCGGGGCGAGCAGUUCGACUUUCAGGGUCAUUCCAAACCCCAACCCCACGAGUCGCACGCACGCUUUGAAACCACCUAAGGCAGGCUUGCCCAGCUUUUGGGAGAUAAACUUAGAAAUGCUGGACAGAAUGGAGGAAGAUAAAAACGACGAAAUUUCGGCAAUUUUCAAGACACCCCUGAAGAGACUGAUUGAGCAGAUUGCGCUCAAGAUUUCGCGGACUCCGUAUGAUAUCAACCCAAAACCUGCGCGCCUGAGAAGGAAUAUUUCGGAUGAGAGUUGCGUCAAUAUCUUUGCAAUGGUGAAGGGAUUCAUAAAAUUUCUGGGUUUGGGAAUGUCCCCGCUGUUUCCUGAAUGUACGAUGAUCGCAGUUUUGAGGUGGUUGCUGGCAGAGAGGAGAAAUAUGUUCGAGAUAUUGGAGAGGAAGUUCUCGUUGAUGAUGAUGGAGUGGGUUUAUGAUGAGCCGGAUAGAGAGAAAAGGGAGGAGGAGUAUAGGAUUCAAAGGGCCAAGAUGUUUCAGAAGGAUUGA
This is a messenger RNA of Morchella importuna, 1971 nucleotides long. RefSeq lists its product as uncharacterized. Lineage: Eukaryota; Fungi; Ascomycota; Pezizomycetes; Pezizales; Morchellaceae. The coding region runs from base 1 to 1971 and encodes 656 amino acids. The transcript has 3 exons. The record is from RefSeq and is a predicted model, not a curated record.